Molecule: messenger RNA, 1260 nt
Organism: Drosophila takahashii
Lineage: Eukaryota; Metazoa; Arthropoda; Insecta; Diptera; Drosophilidae
Gene: Gr57a
Product: Gustatory receptor 57a
Biological process (GO): sensory perception of taste; male courtship behavior; chemosensory behavior
Cellular component (GO): neuronal cell body; axon; dendrite
Molecular function (GO): sweet taste receptor activity
Source: RefSeq, a predicted model, not a curated record
AUGGCCGUUUUAUUUUUCUUUCGCGAACCCAAAACGGUUUUUGAUUGUGCCGGAUUCAUUUGCAGCCUGCAGUUUUUACUAGGCUGCAAUGGAUUCGGCAUACGAGGAUCGCACUUUAAGAUCAGUCGCUGGAGAAGGAUUUACUCAGUUUCAGUGGCCAUUUUUGCGUUAUUUGGACUUUUUGGUUCCCUGAGCCUCCUUUUAUCCGCCGAGGAUGUAAAGGAAAGGCUAAAGAAGGCCGAUGGUUUAGUGCUGAGUAUUUCAGUGCAGGAACUGGUCAUCUCCACCUUGGUCUUUGUGGCCACUGUGAUAUCGCUGCAAAUAUGCGCAGAUCGUCAUUUGGGCAUCUAUGUGAGACUGGCUGCCUUAGAUUAUCGGCUUAUCAGCGACUUUGGAGCUAAUCUGAAUUACAGGAAAAUGCUGAGAAAGAAUAUAGUCGUAUUGGGAUUGGUUACUAUAAUUUAUCUGGUGGCCAUCAAUUGUGCUGCCUUCCAAGUGGCCAGUGGUCAUCGAGCUCUCUUCCUGCUUUUCGCCUUGUGCUAUACGAUUGUAACCGGAGGACCUCAUUUCUCGGGAUAUGUACAUAUGACCCUUGCCGAAAUGCUGGGCAUUCGAUUCCGUUUGUUGCAGCAAAUGCUCAAUCCAGAAUUUCUGAAGUGGCGCUUCCCGCAGUUGCAGAUACGGGAAUUGCGUAUACGCCAGGUGGUGUCGAUGGUCCAAGAGCUGCACUACCUCGUCCAGGAGAUCAACGAGGUCUACGCCUUCAGCCUUUGGUCAGCCAUGGCCCACGAUCUGGCCAUGAGCACCAGUGAGCUGUAUAUCCUGUUUGGCCAAUCUGUUGGCAUUAGUGGUCAGCAAGAGGAUAAUGAGGACGAGCAGAUCAGUAGAUACCAAAUGAUCGGCUAUGUGGCCCUUUGCAUGAUGCCGCCGCUCUACAAGCUCCUGAUUGCCCCCUUCUACUGCGAUCGCACCAUUUGCGAGGCCAGAAGAUGCCUUCGUCUCGUCGAGCAGCUGGACAUUUGGUUUCCUGAAAAGAACUCCCUGCGGCCAAUGGUAGAAUCCCUGAUGUCCUGGCGAAUGCAGGCCAAGAUUCAGUUCACCAGUGGCCUGGAUGUCGUCCUUAACCGCAAGGUCAUCGGUCUGUUCACCUCCAUUCUGGUCAACUAUCUGCUCAUCCUCAUCCAGUUCGCCAUGACCCAGAAGAUGGGCGAGCAAAUCGAACAGCAGAAGAUUGCACUCCAGGAGUGGAUUGGAUACUAA